CGCAAAUUUUCCUUCCUGAGUUAUCACUCAUAACGCCAAAAGCCGACCUGGGCAAACUUGUUUUUUUUCUCUUCCCCUCCUCUUCUGGUCCCUUAACAUCUCGUCAUCACCAGGGACACAAUCUACAUAAUCAACCAGAAAGUGUACAAAUUGGUUAUUGGACAACUACCAGUACUUGACUCUCCACUUGUCCCGACCUUGAGAAGCUUUAGCUGGAGCUUGGAACUUGCUCUUCUUUGUCCUCCAACUUCGUCCCAAACACUAAAUAAACGCCAUUCGCGUCCAGUACUUCACAUCUGCAUUUCCCCCCAGAAUCCGAGAUAACCGAGCACGAAAAUCAGUACUAUCGCAGCACCAAAUUCAUCAAUCAUUAUGAGUCUCGCCAGCACAUCGCUGCCCCAGGGCGGCCAGAGUAUCCCAAGGUUAGCGGGCCCGUUUGAGUCCGAUUCAGGCUCCGGAAACGCAACCCCACGAGCGGUAGCCGGAGACGAGGGAGGAGCGUCGGAGGAGAAGAAGGCCAAGAAGCGCAGCCUUUUUAGCUUUGGAAAGAAGAAGGAAGACGCAUCGUCCGCUUCAAAAUCGCCUGAACCAUCCACCACUAGCCAAGAAAAGGCUACCUCUUGGGUUAAGAGGUCAACCGGUGCCUCGCCUGUUCAGUCCGACGUCUACAUCACACCACAAUCGCCCGGCCGUGGCUUUACCUCAUCGCCACGCCUUUCAUCGCCAGCUGGUAGCCAAAUCUUCGAGCGCGACGUACAAGAAAGCACUUCUAUGGUCCCAAAUUCUCCUGCCAUCCCGUCUCACAUCCAGACCGAGAACUACAUCCCACCCGUGCUUGACGCCUCCUCGCAGGCCAUUACCGACAAGCGCCUUGACCCCGAUACCGUUGAGAUUAUCACUCAUACCUCGCACCAGCCCGCCGCCGUGACGGUGACCGGAGCUGCCCCUACUACUGUCCCUCUCUCCCUUGAGUCAAGCUGGGCAGACGAACUGGCCGCCUUCGCUGCUGCGCGGGGGGCAAUAACUGGAAACGAGACAGCUUCCAAUUACGGUAGCUUUGAUAACACGGAUGUCCGCCGUCUGAGCUUCAUCUCGUUUGCCGAUGUCGUGCAGGCCGAGCAGCUACAGGUUGCAGGCUCGCGCGAUAGCAUGCACUUUGCUGGUUUGACUAGCCUCACCCCCACUGGUAUCAACCGCUCACCGAGCCCCGUUCGCUCUCCAGUCUCCUCUUCUGGUGGUCACAACACAAGCCCCCCAACGAGCAAGUCUGGAUCGGUGAAGGGACUGGAUUUUGGCGCUAUUCCGGGAUCUCCAGGAAGGAAACCCCUUGGAAGCCCAACAAGUCUUUUGCACCCUAGCCCGGUUGUAAAUGGCGAAAUUGCUAUCGAGACAAUGUCACAAGCGCUUCGGAGGACAGGGAGCGGCGAUUUGAGUGGUGGUGUGAGGAGCUUUCCUGUAAGCCCGGUUUAAGCUAGGAGGAACAGUACGGGCGGAAGUCAACGAGCUGGAACGACACAAGACGGUUGCGACGCUUGGUCAACUUGUGCUUCUUCGUUGAGGACGUGCGAAAACAUGGUUUAGGAAGAAUCGAGGUGGAGCAGGAAUUCAUACUUUUCGAUAUUGCGACAUUUGGUCUGGUGCUGCUGGAGGGUGACAGGCAGGAUAUCCAAUCCACCUUGACAAGGAAUGGACGAUUGUUGCUGCUGUUUCUCAACCACGGGGAUGCUGACGUGUGGUUAACGGUUGUUGUUUCUACCUCCGCUUCUUCGCUGGAUCUUUAGGGGGGGAGGGCUGGAUGGCAAGACAAAGGUUGCCGGGUGCUGGUUCGGUGUGGUUUUUCUCUUUCUUUUCUAUAUUCCCCCUACUUGUUAUCCUGUCAUCUUGCUAUCUCUUUUUCACCAUCUUCACUUCUUGUCACCCGUUUGCGACCUAUUUCCCAUUUAACUUUUUUUCUCUUCUCUUCUUUUCUUCUUUUCAAACAUCUUGAUGUUAUACCGAAUACCACCAAGCACACGUCAUGGAAUGACUGCAAUCGACAGAGAGAAAGUUCGAGCUAGGAACCACCACAACAAAAAGAGAAACAGCGACUUGAUUUGUUGAUCUUUCAAUGACUUUUACGAGAUAAGUGAAUUCAGAAUGGGGUGUCAAUAUGAAGAAUGGUCUAAA
Molecule: messenger RNA, 2166 nt
Organism: Neurospora tetrasperma FGSC 2508
Lineage: Eukaryota; Fungi; Ascomycota; Sordariomycetes; Sordariales; Sordariaceae
Exons: 2
Coding region: 373-1470 (365 amino acids)
Source: RefSeq, a predicted model, not a curated record